AUGUCAGAGGAUCAAUUUUCAGCAGCUUCAUCAGACUCCAAAAAGAACAACGUAGUUGUUAAAGUUGGUAUGGUCGGUGAUUCUCAAAUCGGUAAAACAUCAUUGAUGGUAAAAUAUGUAGAGGGUACAUUUGAUGAAGAUUACAUUCAAACACUUGGUGUAAACUUUAUGGAAAAGACCAUUUCGAUUAGAGGUACAGAGAUUACAUUCUCUAUUUGGGAUCUUGGAGGUCAACGUGAGUUUGUCAAUAUGUUGCCAUUGGUUUGUAACGAUGCCGUUGCCAUUCUAUUCAUGUUUGAUCUUUCUCGUAAAUCAACUCUUAAUAGUGUCAAGGAAUGGUACAGACAAGCUAGAGGCUUCAACAAAACUGCCAUUCCAUUCUUGAUUGGUACCAAAUACGAUGUUUUUGCUACUCUACCUGCUGAAGAUCAAGAAGAAAUCACUAAACAAGCUCGUAAAUUUGCUAGUGCAAUGAAAUCACCAUUGAUCUUUUGUUCGACUUCACAUUCGAUCAAUGUUCAAAAGAUUUUCAAGAUUGUCAUUAGUAAAGCUUUCGAUUUGAAUUGUACAAUUCCAAAGAUUAUUAACAUUGGUGAACCAUUAUUAGAAUAUUAA
This is a messenger RNA of Cavenderia fasciculata, 615 nucleotides long. It is a transcript of the gene spg1, whose product is annotated as small GTPase. Lineage: Eukaryota; Evosea; Eumycetozoa; Acytosteliales; Cavenderiaceae. The record is from RefSeq and is a predicted model, not a curated record. The coding region runs from base 1 to 615 and encodes 204 amino acids. Gene Ontology annotation, molecular function: GTPase activity; GTP binding. The transcript is spliced from 3 exons.